AUGGCUGCGCAAAGGUUGGAUUCCAUCGUGUCUCAGAUGCAGCCAGAGCAGGGGAGAGUCAACGCGAUUACCAGCAAAAAUCAUGACGACAUUGUGAUUACAGUCGCAGUCAGGACAGCCAUUACGAAAGGGUACAAAGGCGUUUUCAAGGACACAGCUCUGGAAUCGCUAAUCUACAAAACCUUGGAGCAAGUCCGUCAGAGAAGCAACAUCGACCCUGCAUUUGUUGAGGACAUCUGCCUGGCUAAUGUCAGAGACGGUCGAGCAUCGACUAAGCUGAGGGCCGGUGCUCUCCGAGCUGGAUUUCCACACACGACCAACUCGUCCAGCGUGAACAGGUUUUGUGCAAGCGGCCUCAAAGCAAUACAAGAUAUCUCGAAUCAGAUCCGGGCCGGCGAGAUCCAGAUAGGAAUUGCGAUUGGUGCUGAGAACAUGACCCAAGGAGGAAAAUACCUUGACGAAACACUUGCCCUCGACGUUCUGACCAACCCCGAGGCUGCCGACGUCAUGCUUCCUAUGAUACAGACCUCGGAAAUCCUCAGCAAUGAGUUCAAGAUCAGUCGCUUACAGCAGGACGAAUAUGCCGUGGAAAGUUUUCGACGGGCCGAAGUGUCUCAGAAGAAUGGCUGGUUUGCAGAUGAGAUCGUGCCCAUCACUUGCACCGCGAGAGAUCCCGAAACCGGGAGGAUACAAAACAUUACCGUCACCAAGGAUGAAGGCCUGAGGUAUGGCACUACAUUGGAGGAGCUAUCUCGAGUCAGACCUGCGGCACCCGAACUUGGUGAUAAGACCACUGGUGGAAAUGCCAGUCAAAUCAGCGACGGUGCUGCCGCAGUCCUUUUGAUGAAAAGGUCUAGAGCUUCUGAGCUUGGUCUCCCAGUCCUAGCUAAGUUCUGCGGUGCCGCUGUUGCAGGAGUACCUCCGCGUGUCAUGGGGGCCGGUCCGGUAUAUGCCAUCCCUAAACUCCUGGGCAAGUUUAACCUAGACAAAGAUGACAUCGAUAUCUUUGAAAUUAACGAGGCAUUCGCAUCCAUGAGCGUUUACUGUUUGCGGGAACUAGGACUGCAUCAUUCCAAGGUCAACCCCAGGGGUGGAGCGAUAGCACUUGGGCAUCCUGUAGGAGCAACUGGUGUUAGACAAGUUUGCACAAUACUCAGCGAGGCAAGGAGGGCCAAGAAGCAAAUUUUGGUCACUUCCAUGUGUACUGGAACUGGACAAGGCAUGGCAGGGCUGUUUGUUAACGAGCAGUUGUAG
Messenger RNA from Ilyonectria robusta, 1254 nucleotides. Its product is annotated as Thiolase, N-terminal domain-containing protein. Gene Ontology annotation, molecular function: acetyl-CoA C-acyltransferase activity. NCBI's taxonomy places the organism in Eukaryota, Fungi, Ascomycota, Sordariomycetes, Hypocreales, Nectriaceae. The record is from RefSeq and is a predicted model, not a curated record. Gene Ontology annotation, biological process: fatty acid beta-oxidation; phenylacetate catabolic process. Gene Ontology annotation, cellular component: peroxisome. The coding region runs from base 1 to 1254 and encodes 417 amino acids. The transcript is spliced from 6 exons.